UUAAAGGUGAAGUGGUUCCAAGACUCCAUAUGGUUUUCCUACUUAAUGACUUCUGAAUAUCAUGGUUAGGGUGAAUUUUAUCAAGACAGGGUAGUCAUAUCUAGCGCUCCUCUGCUCCUGGAGACCAUGUUUAAUGCGAACUUUUUAAAAAAGGCAGCGAUAUCUGGCGCUGUUCUUUCUAUUGCAGGAGCAGCUUUCUUUCAUCACAAAAUUCAAGCAAACAUCGCAUCUCAAGACUAUUAUAAAACAUCAGUUCAGUUACUAAGAGAUCAUCAACUUGCUUUGGAUACUCUUGGAGAACCUCUAAGAAUUACUUACAUGAAUCUCUCAUGCAAAGAUAUCAUGAUUAACCAUGAGAUUGCUCAGGUGGUCAUACCAGUCAGAGGAAGUAAUUCUAAAGGAAAUCUUUAUUCCUUUGCUACUAGAACAGAAGACAAUGGCUUUUUUGACUUAUCAGAGGCAAGCAGUUAAAAUUGGGGGAUCUCUAUCAAAUUGGUUAACACCAAAAAGAGGAGUCACCCAAGGAACGAAGUUGGGUGGGAUUCUUUUUAUGGUGAUGACAAACAGACUUCUGUCCGACUGGCGGCUGCGCAUUAAAUACGUUGAUGAUACCAGUGCUCUCGAAAAAAUUCCAAGGAAUUCCCCUAGCUUACUCAUUGUUGUAGCCUCAGACAUUCAGAAUUUUGCCAUUGCCCAUAAUAUGAGUCUUAAUCCAACUAAGUGUAAAGAAAUGCAUAUUAAUUUUCUAUGCAACUCAAAUUGUCUCAUUAAUCCCAUAUUAAUUGGCAGCAACGCCAUCCAGUGUGUCAGUACCUAUAAGAUCUUAGGAGUUAUUAUAGACAGUAACCUGAAGUGGAACUGUCAUGUUGAUUACAUUAUUAAGAAAGCUUGUAAGAGGUUAUACUCCCAUAGAGUACUGCACAGAGCCAGGGUGUGUCAAUCUAACAUCCUGAAGAUAUACCUUAGCACAGUCCAGCCAGUUUUAGAGUAUGCUGUACCUGUCUGGCAGGAUAUUCCUGCCUAUCUGUCCAAAUCCAUAGAGCGAGUCUGAAAAACGGCACUUAGGUAAUAUAAUUUACCCUGAGGCCGGGUCAUAUGCGUAUGCCUUACAGCUGGGUAAAUUAGAUAGGCUAGAUGACAGAGGAGUGGACCUGUGCCAUAAAUACAUGGCAAAAAUGAAGUCCCCCAGCCCACUCCUACACCCAUCAGCUCCCCAGCCCACUCCUACACCCAUCUGCUCCCCAGCCCACCCCUGCAGGUACCUAAUUACAACUUCAGGCAGAAAACACAAAAGUACUAUCUCUUCCGAAACAUUCAGAUAUGUAGGACAAAGAGAAUGGAGGACUUUUUUACAUUUAAAUAUUUUAAAUGAUUCAUUUGUUAUUAUCGUUAUAGCCGUAAAUUUUUAGUUUUUAGAUAAUAGUUGCCUUAAGAUUGUGAAAUACACUCAAUAAUUCAGGUCCUUUACUGCCAGAGAGUUUAAUAAACUAAUCAUUCUUUUAAAGUGAGUAGAAUUCUUCUUGAU
This is a messenger RNA of Stylophora pistillata, 1525 nucleotides long. RefSeq names its product cytochrome c oxidase assembly factor 1 homolog. Gene Ontology annotation, biological process: mitochondrial respiratory chain complex IV assembly; mitochondrial respiratory chain complex I assembly. Gene Ontology annotation, cellular component: mitochondrial inner membrane. The record is from RefSeq and is a predicted model, not a curated record. Lineage: Eukaryota; Metazoa; Cnidaria; Anthozoa; Scleractinia; Pocilloporidae.